This is a messenger RNA of Penicillium griseofulvum, 4038 nucleotides long. Its product is annotated as Beta-hexosaminidase subunit alpha/beta. NCBI's taxonomy places the organism in Eukaryota, Fungi, Ascomycota, Eurotiomycetes, Eurotiales, Aspergillaceae. The coding region runs from base 1 to 4038 and encodes 1345 amino acids. The record is from RefSeq and is a predicted model, not a curated record. Gene Ontology annotation, biological process: carbohydrate metabolic process; regulation of DNA-templated transcription; DNA-templated transcription. Gene Ontology annotation, molecular function: beta-N-acetylhexosaminidase activity; zinc ion binding; DNA binding. The transcript is spliced from 5 exons.
AUGUCUUCUCCCGUUUCUUCUCGGCCAUAUCGGUCGAAAAGACAGCGUCCGUGUGAUCAAUGCCGUGGCCGCAAGCUAGGGUGUCAAACCGAUGGCGGAGGCCCCUGUCUGCGAUGCCGAUCGGCGAAACUGGAGUGUACCUUUGAUAAUCCUCCACCGAAAAGAGCGCGAACAGUGGAGAAUUUGUCGCCUUUUGGCGCUCAAAGUAUUGAUGGAAAUACAUUUGCAGGGCCAACAUGCAACAGCAAUUUCACCCGCGAGUCUAGUUUGGCAGGAAGUGUAAGACAAAGUGUUGAACCACGAUUCCCAAACAUCGGCCUCGAUCCGAACACUCCUGGUUUAUCUCCAGGGUCCGGUGUUCUAGCCCCUGGAAGACCCCCGACCCAGUUUGUGCAGAGUAUUGAUCAACUGGAACACGGUUACGCCCAGCUAUUCGGCGCAUCUUCCGAAUCAGACCCAUGGCUGUUAAGACAUUGUUGCUUUGAUGAUUCUGGCAUGAAAUAUUUCUACAAAGUGCACUUUCGCAACGCUGGAGGUGUCCCCACAGCACAGAGAAUUCCAAUCCACUUCAUGAUUUCUUCCGAAGAUCUCACAACCUCCAUUAAACGUGAAACUAGGGCCGGAGUCGGCGAAGCGACACGGGAACGCCUGGACUAUCUAGUACCCCCUGAGUAUGGAAGGAGGCUAAUGGCUUUAUUUGUCAAGUAUGUCUUCCCUGCUUUGCCAAUCAUUUCCCGUUCCCAACUAGGGUUGACUGCUGCAACAUAUCAGCUACCCGAGCUGUCAGCAUUGGAAAAGGUACCCGUGCACCUUCUCGCGGCCAUCUAUGCAUCAGCAUUUCCAUUUGUCGCCCAUGAUGAUUACCUCUGUGUGCUGAGCACAUAUAACGCGUCGCCAGUUGAGACCUUGUGGCGGAUGGUCUAUGAACUCGUAACAGAAGAGAUCCAUAGCCCUCGUUUGGCCGUGCUGCAAGCAGCGUUGUUAUAUAUACAUCAAAUGCCGAAAGAUGAAACCCGCCUCACGACCGCCGAUACCCCGUUUCUGUGGUCCUUCGUCGGCCAAAUCGUUGGGCUGGCAUGUUCCCUCGGCCUUCACAUCGAAUGUCGCAUGUGGGGCAUUCCUGCAUGGGAGAAGCGUCUCCGGCGGCGGUUAUGGUGGGCCGUGUAUGCCGAAGACAAAUGGCGCAGUUUGCUGAUGGGCCGACCUCCAUAUAUCCAUCCCGCCGAGUGGGACGUGAGUGAAUUGGAUGAAGGAGACUUUCUAGUGGGCCCACGACAAGGAUUCUCAACUAGUUCGUGUGAUACCGAGAUUCCAUUCCGAUACCUCAUCAAUCUCGCACGAAUCGGCGAAGAGAUCCAUGAUACAUUUUACACGCUUCGGGCCUCCCAAUUCUUGAACGCAAACUUUAUUGCCUCUGCAGAGCUCGGCCGAGGGCUGCUUGAGAAGCUGAAUGCCUGGUAUUCUUCUCUUCCUGAAACAUUUCGACUUCCUAAUUGGAGCAAAUCCGUCAAUGGGCUUGCCCCGUACCCCACAUCGAUUCAUUUUGCUUACCUAUUGCUUGUGGUCUAUGUUUACCGUGCGAUGCUCCGACCGAUGGCACGAUCAUCUGACCCGCCGCUUAUUUUCGACUUGGAAGAUCUGUCUGCCACAUCGCCAUUGCCCGUAGAUGAGUCCAUAAUGGACUUCAUGGACCUCCCGGAAAUUGGAUCUUUGCCGGAAAUAGCUAUCUCCGAUGAGUUUGGCACUGGCGAUGCCACUCUACACGCUGCAGAGAAGUGUGCCUCCAUAUUGGUGAACUUUGCGAGACGGCUGACGUCUAGUGACUUCACUGCAUUCUGGGUCCCGAAUUGGUUUCGCGACGAUUUCAAAUUACCUGAUGUUGCUACUGGUACAGGCUCCGAAUAUGGCACAUGCGACAUGAAGUGGAUUCUACUCUCCCUUGCCGCAGUCGCGUCUGCGCUGCAGAGCCUGCCCCCAGUGUACUUUGAGAAGACUGGUUCAGGUCAUAACAAAGGCUUCUCAUUAACAACAACCAACCGGAUAAUCUACCUGGAUGCCAAUUUCGCCAGCUGGAAGGAUCAAAAUGGCCUAACGCUAAUUCCACCAUCCGCAUCCGACUUUGCCAAUACGUUUCGUGAGGACUUAGAGGAAUUAACAAACAAUUCCUGGGAGCUUCGCACGGUCAGGCAAUUUCCAAAGCACGCGUCAGGAAUCUUCCUCGGUCGCGCAGACCACAGGCACCGAUUUACCUACGAAAAUGGACGCGAGACCGAGGAGGGAUAUGAACUAGAUAUCCAGGAUGGCAGUGUGUUCAUCCGAGGCUCUGGAGCGCGAGGUAUGUGGUGGGGGACGCGAACGCUCCUCCAGCAGCUCCUUUUGACACGCUCAUCCCUACAACCCGGUCGGAUAGAAGAUGCCCCUGCCUAUGCGACUCGUGGAUUUCUGCUAGAUGCUGGUCGCAAAUGGUAUUCGCUGGAGUUUCUGAAAGAUCUUUGCACUUAUGCCUCGUUCUUCAAAAUGUCCGAGUUUCAGUACCAUGCGACCGACAACUAUCCACUGAGUCGUGGUCGUAACGAGACUUGGAACGAGGUCUACUCGCAGUUUUCGUUGCACCCCGAAAGCGAGGCUCUCCAUCCUCUUGUCCAGCGUGCCAACGAAACGCUGUCCCGGGCUGAGUUUGAUGACUUCCAGCAUCACUGUGCCCAGCGAGGUGUUACAGUUAUGCCGGAGAUCGAAAGCCCCGGACACUGUCUCACGGUUACGAAAUGGAGACCUGAACUCGCAUUGGACUCGAGGGAUCUGCUCAAUCUCUCCCAUCCGGACACUGUCCCUUUGAUGAAGUCCAUCUGGACUGAGUUCCUGCCUUGGUUCCACACGAAGGAGGUGCACAUCGGUGCCGAUGAGUACGAUCCUGACUAUGCGGAUGACUAUGUUGAAUUCGUGAACGAGAUGUCCCGCUUUGUGCAAGAAACAUCUGGCAAAAGUGUUCGUAUUUGGGGGACAUACGAGCCGUCAAACAUUACGAUUGAUAAGGAUGUGAUAAUUCAGCACUGGCAGUAUGGACAGUCGGAUCCAGUUCAUUUAGCUAGCAACGGUUACCAAGUCAUCAAUUCUGAGGAUUGGUGGGCGUAUAUGUCGCUGAAAAGCAACCAUGUACCUAUCACUCCAGCACCCUAUCCCCAGUUCUUUAACAAUUCCCGUGUUAUCAACUUCGCCGAUCAAGACGGGUGGCAGUGGACGCCAGAGCUCUUCAAUCCAGUGAACACCACUGAACAGCCAGAUGCCAAAGCUGUACCAGGUGCUCUCUUGGCUGCCUGGAAUGACAGCGGCCCAGACGCCACUACUCAGCUUGAGGCCUACUAUGCAAUCCGCGAUGGCAUUCCGGUUGUAGCUUCGCGGGCGUGGUCUGGUGCGCGUGGUCCUCGCCUGCACGAACGAACCUUGGCCAAGUCUAUUGCCCACUUGUCCUCUCACGCUGUCGGGCAAAACCUCGACCGACGUCUCCUAGGAGAAAAGAGUCACGGAUCAGGACCUUUGCUUUCAUGGACAAGGCCAACCGCGAAGCCCAACCAGGAUAAAUAUAAUUUAGGGCGUGGCAGUAAGGGCAUGAAUUAUACCCUCCAACUAGACGUCACGGGUCCCUUUUCUUUGCAGUCCUCUGAUGCGACAAUUACCCUGUCAUCGGAUGGUGAAUUGACCUUUGUUUCUGAUGGAUGGCCUUACCCACUUCGCUCUGUUGGUGAGACUGAUGGCUUUGACCAAGACCAGCCUGGGCGAAUCUGGGCCAACAAGACCACCUCAAGCCACGAGGUUGUGAUCAUCCCCCGCAAAUCACAGGUCACUAUCUCCACAAACGAGAUAUAUGGAAGUCGUGUGUGGGUGGAUGGAGCCUUUGCUGGCCGUUUUGAAGUCUUCAUCUAUGGCGGAAAGAAUAAAGUUUUCUCAUGGAGUCAGAUGGCUCUCGUGGCACCGUUGGAUGUCCUGGAAGGGUCAGGCUUGCAACAUUUGGCUGUUUUCCAGGGAAGCAGGGAUGGCUAA